Molecule: messenger RNA, 888 nt
Organism: Acinonyx jubatus (cheetah)
Lineage: Eukaryota; Metazoa; Chordata; Mammalia; Carnivora; Felidae
Gene: TP53RK
Product: TP53 regulating kinase
Exons: 2
Coding region: 65-826 (253 amino acids)
Biological process (GO): protein phosphorylation
Cellular component (GO): cytosol; nucleus; EKC/KEOPS complex
Molecular function (GO): ATP binding; protein serine/threonine kinase activity
Source: RefSeq, a predicted model, not a curated record
UGACGUCACCGGCAGUCUCCGGAGAGAGCCGACGGGCCCCGAGCGGCGGCGCCGAGGCGCAGUCAUGGCGGCCGCCUGCGCCGCGGCUGCUGGGAAGAGCGAGGAUCCGGCGCCGGAGGCCGCGGCGCUGGCCGCCGCCCGGGAGCGGAGCAGCCGCUUCUUGAGCGGCCUGGAGCUGGUGAAGCAGGGCGCCGAGGCGCGCGUGUUCCGCGGCCGCUUCCAGGGCCGCGCGGCCGUGGUGAAGCACCGCUUCCCCAAGGGCUACCGGCACCCGGCGCUGGAAGCGCGGCUCGGCCGGCGGCGGACGGUGCAGGAGGCCCGGGCGCUGCUCCGCUGCCGCCGCGCAGGGAUAUCUGCCCCCGUUGUCUUUUUCGUAGACUAUGCCUCCAACUGCUUAUACAUGGAAGAGAUUGAAGGUUCAGUGACUGUUCGAGAUUAUAUUCAAUCCACUAUGGAGACCGAAAAAACUCCCCAAAGUCUCCUCGGCUUAGCCAAGACGGUUGGGCAGGUUUUGGCUCGAAUGCACGAUGAAGACCUGAUUCAUGGUGAUCUUACCACCUCAAACAUGCUGCUGAAACCCCCCGUGGGACAGCUGAACAUCGUGCUCAUAGACUUUGGGCUGAGUUUCAUUUCUGCACUUCCAGAAGAUAAAGGAGUCGACCUCUACGUGCUGGAGAAAGCCUUCCUCAGUACCCACCCCAAUACCGAGGCUGUGUUUGAAGCCUUUCUGAAGAGCUACUCCACCUUCUCCAAAAAGUCCAGGCCGGUGCUAAAAAAGUUAGAUGAAGUGCGCCUGAGAGGAAGAAAGAGGUCCAUGGUCGGGUAGAAGAGUCUGACAAGUACUGACGUGCUGGCCAUUUGCGUCAAAGGGAAUUUGAAGGAAGGCUC